AUGGUCUACUUGCCCAGUGAAUACCGUGAGGUGCCACCUGUAGAUUUGCUUUCCUGGCUUUUUGACAACACUGGAGUAGAUGUGGAGAAAGACAUCCUGAUUGAUGCUGCCAAUCACCAAAGUCGACUCAACAGUCGACAAACUAUCUCGUUGAUACAUAAGCUUAUUGCUGGUUUCAGAGCAGUGGGAUUGAAGCCAGGGGAUUGUGUUCUUGUGCAUGCUUUCAAUCAUAUCCUUUAUCCCAUCCUCUACUUUGGCAUCAUUGGAUCAGGCGGAAUCUUCGUCGGCUCCAAUCCCAUUUACAAAGUAACUGAGCUGAGCCACUUGAUAUCAGUAGCACAGCCAAAGUAUGCCAUAAUCGAAGCAGGGCUUUUGACGAAGAUAUCCACUGCUCUGGAAGCCUCGAUUUCAGCAGAACAGAUAUUUGUGUUCGAUCCGAACGCCGGACAAACCAUCCAAAAAGAGCUCAAAUGCUGGACUAGCUUGCUACAAUAUGGCGAGCAAGACUGGAUACGUUUCAACGGAGAGGCGAUAGCAAAAUCGACUAUUGCUGUACUUCAAUCUACCAGCGGGACAACAGGGCUACCGAAAGUAGCUGCUACCUCUCACUAUGCUUUGGUCGCAGCAGGAGUUGCCAUGCAGUGUUCGAAGCCGAAGCCGUACGCCGCCUCUCAACUGAUCUCUCUGCCGUUGUUUCAUUCUUUCGGUGCGUCAUUUGUCCAGAACUCGGCAUACCAGAGUGGUGAGCCUACGUAUGUCAUGCGUAGAUUUGAUGCAGAGAUUUUCACGAGUCUUGUGGACCGGUUCAACGUGACAGAAAUUGCUGUGGUUCCCACUAUGGUGGCAAGCAUUAUUAACCAACGAACUUCGCCGCUCGUGUUGAAGACUUUACGACGAAUAUGGUGUGCCGGCUCGUCUUUAUCUCCGAUUUUGAGUGAUGCCAUGUAUGAUAUCCUGCAUGAAGACGCUUGCAUAUCUCAAGUAUGGGGGAUGACAGAGUUUGGUCGCAUUACUUCCACACCAUGGGAUAGGGGGACCAUGGACGGAAGUGUAGGCGAACUGAUGCCAAACACGGAAGCAAGGGUGAUGGACAGCCAUGGCUUGGAGAUUCUCGACGAAGGCGUUGCAGGCGAACUCCAAGUUCGUGGACCCUCUACGAUGAAUGGCUAUUCGAGGUUCCAUGACGCCACUACUGGUGUGUCAACCGCAGACUGGCUCAGGACUGGCGACCUCGGGUGCGUCAAACGCGGUAAUGUCUACAUCCUUGGUCGCAUGAAGGAGCUUAUCAAAGUUCGUGGAUGGCAAGUGUCUCCGACUGAGCUUGAGCAGACUCUCUUGUUGCACGAAUCUAUACUUGAUGCCGCUGUGAUUGGUGUUCGAUUUCCCACCAGGGAAGUUGACGGAGAGCUCCCUAGAGCAUAUGUGGUCAUUCGUGAAGGAGGUUUCGGCAUCGACGAGCAAGAGGUGCAAAGAUUCGUCAGAGAUAGAUUGGCCAGCUUCAAGGCUCUAGAUGGUGGUGUUGUUUUCGUGGAAACCAUCCAAAGAAACGCGUACGGGAAGAUCAUGCGACAACCGUUGAUGGAAAGAGCGAUGGCCGAGAUCACCACCAACAUGACGGAGGCUAGAAUUUGAUCACCAAUGAGAUUCAUGGGGCUGCUUCGUCUCACCAAAGCACUAUCAAACCACAUGCAGAUGGCCGAAGGAUGAUAUUAGUAUUCGUUGAGACCAAGCCACAAUAAGCCUGAUCAGCCUGCUUCAUCCCUGAUGACCGGGUAGCCGUCAUGCAGGAAUGACAGUACAGAUGUGGAUGUGAGACCUCUUGUAAGCAACUCUGCGCAACUAUACUACCAGCCGUAG
Aureobasidium pullulans EXF-150 is the source of this 1857-nucleotide messenger RNA. RefSeq names its product acetyl-CoA synthetase-like protein. Gene Ontology annotation, molecular function: CoA-ligase activity. The coding region runs from base 1 to 1632 and encodes 543 amino acids. The transcript has 5 exons. The record is from RefSeq and is a predicted model, not a curated record. Gene Ontology annotation, biological process: secondary metabolic process. NCBI's taxonomy places the organism in Eukaryota, Fungi, Ascomycota, Dothideomycetes, Dothideales, Saccotheciaceae.